Messenger RNA from Brassica rapa (field mustard), 1918 nucleotides. Its product is annotated as indole-3-acetic acid-amido synthetase GH3.10. The record is from RefSeq and is a predicted model, not a curated record. Gene Ontology annotation, cellular component: cytoplasm. Gene Ontology annotation, molecular function: acid-amino acid ligase activity. NCBI's taxonomy places the organism in Eukaryota, Viridiplantae, Streptophyta, Magnoliopsida, Brassicales, Brassicaceae.
UAUAUGUUGCUAUUCCUUUGAAUCGCUGAGAUACAACAGUGCGCUAAAAGCUAAUCUCUGAUGGAAACUGCAGAAGCUGGGCAUGCUGAUGUUAUUGGUUGGUUCGAGCAUGUCUCGGAGAACGCCUGCAAAGCUCAAAGAGAGACACUGCGACGGAUUCUUGAGCUCAACUGUGGAGUGGACUAUCUGAGGAAAUGGCUUGGGAGUGUUGAUGUAAAAGAGAUGGACGAUAACAGCUUGGAAACUCUCUUUACUUCCUUGGUGCCUAUUGUCUCACAUGCUGAUAUGGAUUCGUAUAUUCAAAGAAUUGCAAAUGGAGAGACUUCUCCUUUACUCACACAAGAACCCAUCACUGUUCUCUCCCUCAGCUCUGGAACAACAGAAGGGCGACAAAAGUAUGUUCCGUUUACUUGUCAGAUCACGCAAGCUCUUCUUCAGAUGUCCAGAUUAUCAGCGGCUUACACAUCAAGGUGUUAUCCAAUAAGGGAAGGAGGGAUGAUUCUUGAGUUUAUAUAUGCCGCCAAGGUAUUUAAGACACCAGGAGGACUAGACGUAGGAACGGCCACAACACUUUACUACGCGAGCAAAGAGUUCAAAACAAAGCAAGAGGCAACAAAGUCUUUCACCUGUAGCCCACAAGAGGUCAUCUCGGGAGGAGAUUUCGUGCAGUGCACGUAUUGUCAUCUCCUACUUGGUCUCCAUUUCUCUAGCCAAGUAGACUUUGUCGCCUCUGGUUUUGCCUACACCAUUGUCCAAGCUUUCUCCUUUUUAGAAGAAAACUGGAGAGAGAUAUGUGCUGACAUCAAGGAAGGCAAUCUUAGCUCAAGAAUCACUCUGCCCAAUAUGAGAACAGCUGUAUUGGCUCUCAUCGGACCAAACCCAUCUCUAGCUUCUCGUAUCGAAGAGAUAUGCAUGGAGCUGGAAUCAAACCUAGGAUGGUUCGGUUUGAUUCCGAAGCUAUGGCCAACUGCAAAAUAUGUCUCCUCGAUCAUGACGGGUUCUAUGUUGUCUUACCUUAAAAAGCUGAGGCAUUACGCUGGUGGUUUGCCUCUGGUGAGCGGUAACUAUGUUUCAUCCGAGAGUUUGAUUGGUGUGAACGUUGAUCCUAAGCUUCCCCCUGAAGACGUGAGCUUUGCUGUGGUUCCCACCUUUAGUUACUUCGAGUUUAUACCACUUCACAGGCAACAGAAUCAACAAGACAUGACUAGUGACGGUGACUUUGUCGAAGAAAAACCUGUGCCACUCUCUCAGGUCAAACUCGGCCAGGAGUACGAGGUUGUUCUUACCACUUUCACAGGUCUUUACAGGUACAGGCUAGGAGAUGUGGUUGAGGUGAGCGGCUUUCACAACGGCACACCUAAGAUAAGUUUCAUAUACAGAAGGAAACUCAUCUUAAACAUCAACAUUGACAAGAACACAGAGAAGGAUCUUCAGGAAGUGGUGGACAAGGCGUCUCAGCUUCUGAGUCAAACAACACAAGCCGAAGUCGUUGACUUUACGAGCCAUGCAGACGUUAAAGUUAGUCCCGGCCGUUACAUAAUCUAUUGGGAAAUCAAAGGAGAAGCAGAGGAUAGAGCUCUCGAAGAAUGUUGCAGAGAGAUUGAUGCUGGGUUUAUGGACCAUGGUUACGUUGUGUCCAGGCGUAUGAAGUCGAUCGGGCCGCUCGAGCUGAGGGUCGUGGAACGAGGCACGUUUAGGAAAGUGGCCGAAAAGUUCGUUGGGAAACGUGGUAGCUUGAACCAGUUUAAGACUCCUAGGUGUACGACCAAUUCGGUGAUGCUUGACAUUCUUGAUGCUUCUACCGUCAAGAUAUUUCGCAGCUCGGCUUAUGAUUAAACACAAUUAAAAUUUUAAAUUUAGUUCCGUGCUUUGUCUCUGUGAUUCAGUUAUGAUUAACAAUAAAACAAUAAUGUUAAUC